This is a messenger RNA of Linum trigynum, 330 nucleotides long. NCBI's taxonomy places the organism in Eukaryota, Viridiplantae, Streptophyta, Magnoliopsida, Malpighiales, Linaceae. The record is from the annotation of a GenBank genome assembly.
AUGUAUCCCAUGGAAAGGUUUCUUGGUACCCUUAAAAGUUUUGUUCGAAAUAGGGCUAACCCUGAGGGGUCCAUUGUUGAAAGAUAUAUUGCAAAAGAGUGCUCCGAUUUUUGUUCUAGAUACUUGGAAGGGUUUGAAACAAGAUCUUCUCGUCCUAACCGUAAUGAUGACGAGUUUGAAGGUGUUGAGUCUGAGGGCUUUCGUGUUUUUACCCAACAAGGUAGAACACUAGGAGCUACUCGUUAUGACCCGAUUUCAGUAGAAGAAUUUGAGCAAAUUCAAUGGUAUAUACUUAAUAAUUGGGAUGAAAUUGAAGACAUUAUCAAGUAA